CCAACGUAAAUUCCCUCUCCCACUCUACAAUCACCACCGUCUCCUCCGUCCUUCCACCACCCUCCUCCGCCCUCUCACCGCCAAUCUCAGAAACCCACCACCACCACGUUUCACCAUGUCAAUCUCUUCAUCCACCGUCCAAGAAAACUCAGAAGAAUUGCUAUCCCAAGUUCUAACCUAUCACAAUCAGACCAAACACUCAUUCACAAACUACGCCAGAGGUCCUCGUGGCCUUGAUUGGGCCAACCAACCAAACCCUUUCCGCCGCUACAUCUCCCCCCCACUCCGCCCCCUUCUCCACCCUCCAAAUUCCGACGAUUCCCCUCUUUACGAUUCCCUCUUCAAUUCCCUUCCCCCUCCGAAACCCAUCACCAAAUCCACCAUUUCUGAGUUUUUCUACGAUUCCUUGGCGUUAUCAGCUUGGAAAUCAACUGGGUUUUCCACAUGGUCGCUUAGAGUAAACCCUAGCAGUGGCAAUUUACAUCCAACUGAAGCUUACAUCAUAUCCCCACCGAUCGAAUCCAUUUCCGAUUCGGGUUUCGUCGCCCACUACGCCCCAAAGGAACAUUCGCUGGAGAUUAGAACCCAAAUUCCAUCUGGGUUCUUUACCAAUUUCUUUCCAAAUGGUUCUUUUCUUAUUGGGUUUUCUUCAAUUUUCUGGAGGGAAGCUUGGAAGUACGGGGAGAGAGCUUUCCGGUACUGUAACCACGACGUCGGCCAUGCCAUCGGAGCAGUCUCGAUGGCGGCCGCCGGAAUGGGGUGGGAUGUGAAGCUGCUGGAUGGAUUGGGACACGAUGAAUUGAAGAAACUGAUGGGGCUUGAAAUCUAUCCGGAGUUCAAAAUCCCAUCUAGACCAGUGAAAGGUAACUUAAAUUCGAUUGAAUUCGAACAUCCUGAUUGUUUGCUUCUUGUUUUCCCCAAUGGAACUGGUGAAUUUGAUAUAAAUUACAAGAAUCUGAGCAUGGCGAUUUCAGAAUUUUCUAAAUUAGAUUGGAAAGGAGAGCCUAAUUCACUUAGCAAAGAGCAUAUAUGCUGGGAUAUAAUCUAUAGAACAUCUGAGACAGUGAAGAAGCCAUUAACAUUAGAUACAAAAUUCAUUAUGAAUCGAUUCGCAAGAAGUGGGAACUGUAAUGAGAAUUCACAUGUGAAUAUAACUUUAAGGGAACUUGUUAGGAAGCGUAGGAGUGCGGUUGAUAUGGACGGUGUUACAUCAAUAGAAAGAAACACAUUUUAUCAGAUUUUACUCCAUUGUCUUCCUUCGGGUUUUCAAGAUAAGCAAAAAAGACAAUUGGGAUUGCCAUUUCGAGCGAUGGAUUGGGAUAGUGAAGUGCAUUGCGUAUUAUUUGUGCAUAGAGUUGUUGGUUUGCCAAAAGGGUUGUAUUUUCUUGUUAGGAAUGAUGAACAUUUCGAUGAUCUUAAGAAAGCCACGAGGUCCGACUUCAAAUGGGAGAAACCCGAGGGUUGUCCUUCAGAGUUGCCAUUAUAUGAACUUGGAAGAGCCGAUUGUAUGGAGCUCUCGAAACAUCUUUCAUGCCAUCAGGAUAUAGCGAGCGAUGGCUGCUUCAGCCUUGGUAUGGUGGCACAUCUUGAACCGACCUUACGGAACAAGGGCGUGUGGAUGUAUCCUCGGUUGUUUUGGGAAACGGGAGUUCUUGGUCAGGUCUUGUACCUUGAAGCGCAUGCGGUUGGCGUUUCUGCAACCGGCAUCGGUUGCUUCUUUGAUAAUCCUGUGCACGAUGUUCUAGGGUUGACGGGAUCGAACUAUCAAAGCCUUUAUCAUUUUACAGUCGGUGGACCUGUUGUCGAUAAGCGAAUAAUGAGCCUCCCGGCAUAUCCAGGCCCUGGUGUUGAUGCGUAACACUCUCGAUUUACAUAACCACAUUUGGAAUUCUUACUUUUAGACAUUUACAAAGAGAUUAAGAGGCAAUAUCAAACCAAAAGAGUCUAGUAUAUCCUACUCGUAGGUGGAGUCCAGAGGGGUGAGAUGUACACUGACUACUACCCUAGAUAGUAAAGCAGUUGUUUCCAUGAAAAGCCUCUGGUUUGCAAAAAGAGAAGAAUCUUAUUAUGUAUUUGGUUUGAAUUCAUCAUACCCUCUCCAUAACCCUAUUUUGUAUGGGACUUACUGGGUUCGUUUAGUUUGACUAUAUUGUCUGAUACUGUAUUUUGUCAACAUGAUACAUUACCUGUAUUUAGUGCAUUGCUAUGCAUGCAAGUCGGGUUGGCGUAGCUUGGUAAGACCGACCAUCUUCCUUUGGUCUACAUGCUCGGCCCAUGAUGGACCGGAAGAAGGCGGUGCUGUGCUUGUUUCUAUUUUUGCCCGACCCGACCAAGGUUCGGUCACGUCAUGGUUUUUGUAGGUAGUCGACUAACUUCGUAUU
This is a messenger RNA of Cynara cardunculus var. scolymus (artichoke), 2381 nucleotides long. RefSeq lists its product as uncharacterized. Gene Ontology annotation, molecular function: oxidoreductase activity. Bases 116 to 1858 code for a protein of 580 amino acids. NCBI's taxonomy places the organism in Eukaryota, Viridiplantae, Streptophyta, Magnoliopsida, Asterales, Asteraceae. The record is from RefSeq and is a predicted model, not a curated record. The transcript has 3 exons.